This is a messenger RNA of Vollenhovia emeryi, 9528 nucleotides long. RefSeq names its product BUB3-interacting and GLEBS motif-containing protein ZNF207 (gene BuGZ). Bases 207 to 1790 code for a protein of 527 amino acids. The transcript is spliced from 5 exons. The record is from RefSeq and is a predicted model, not a curated record. NCBI's taxonomy places the organism in Eukaryota, Metazoa, Arthropoda, Insecta, Hymenoptera, Formicidae. Gene Ontology annotation, cellular component: nucleus. Gene Ontology annotation, molecular function: DNA binding.
GGCCGCGGAACUGCGGAAGCGGCACCGCCGCCAUUCUGCAUUAUCGGCCCUCGCGUGAGUGCGUGUGUGCGUGUGUGGUGUUGCGAUUUGCCCGAGGUUCUCCCGUCUCGCGCCGCGUUUUAUACUUCGGCACGUCUACCGCGGAGAUCGUCCCGCGGAGCAGGGUAUCGCCGCCGUUAGCGACAGGUCUACGGUAAUCCGGCAGGAUGGGCCGCAAGAAGAAGAAGCAGUCGAGACCCUGGUGCUGGUAUUGCAACCGUGAAUUCGAGGACGAGAAGAUCCUCAUUCAACACCAGAAGGCGAAGCACUUCAAAUGUCACAUCUGCCACAAGAAGUUAUACACUGGACCAGGGCUCAGCAUACAUUGUAUGCAGGUAAAUAAGACUGCGUGCUCGCUACCUUUCUCUACCGCUUGGCGCUUCAACAUCGAUACAAGAGUCUCGUCUUUGCAGGUACACAAGGAGGCGAUAGACAAGGUACCGAAUUCAUUGCCAAAUCGUAGCAAUAUCGAGAUAGAGAUCUACGGGAUGGAGGGUAUCCCGCCGAACGACGCGAAGGAGCACGAGAGGCAGCGAAACGGCGGCCGGCCUGGCUCGCCGUCGUCCGGCGAGGACGAGCCCGUGCAGAAGAAGGCGAAGCCCGAGGGUCUGCUGGGCUCCGCGCCGGGUGCGAUGCCCGGUAUGGCGGGCGGUCUGCCUGGAAUGCCGCCGCAGCCGGGUAUGCCGCCGCUACCCGGUAUGGCCCCGCACCCGGGCAUGGCGCCGCAUCCCGGCAUGCCGCCGCAUCCUGGUAUGCCUCCUAUGCAUCCCAUGAUGCCGAUGGGUCACGUAGGACCUCCGUUCAUGGGCCCAGGCAUGAUGCCCGGCAUGUCGGGCAUGCCUUCCGGUAUGCAGCCGCCAGUUUCAGGCGCGUCGAUGCCGCCGGCGCGCCCGCUGUUCCCGAGCGCCGCGGUCUCGACGGCUGCGGCAUCGACGGCGGCGUCGGUCACCGGGUCCGCGCCGCUUGGCACAGACUUCAAGCCGAUCACAUCGGUGGCCGGCGGCGGUUCCAUAGGCCCGGUAAAGCCGACAUUCCCCGCUUAUAGCAGCGCUGGCGAGUCCGGCGUCGGUACAACCGGCAACCACAGUCUCAUGGGCGGCGAUCAGAAAGUGAAUCUUAUCGCGACCACCGGGGCCGCCAGCAAGAUCAUUCACCCUCCGGAAGAUCUCAGUCUAGAGGAAAUCAGGGCAAGACAGCCAAAGUAUCAGCGCCGUCAGACCGACGAGUCCGGACGAUCGACACAAUCGGAGGCCGCGGUAGCGGCGGUGAGCCAGCAGCAGCAGGCCGCCGCCCUGCAGCAAGCGGCGGCGCAGCAGCAGCAGGCGGUGCAGCAGCAGCACCAGCAGCAGCAGCAGCAGGCGCAGCAGCAGCAGGCGGCGAACGUGGCGGCGGCCGCGUUCCAGGCGGACCAGCAGCAGCGGCAGCAGCAGGCGGCGGCGCUGAACGCGCUGCAGCAGCAGCAACAGAGGUUCCCGCGGCCGCCGCAGACGGUCAUGGUACCGGCCUCAGCCGCGGCGAUGCCGGUCAGCUCGGUCGCGCUGAUGGCUCCCCUAAUGCGACCCACCAUGACCCUAGCCGCGCCUGCUCUCAUUCAUGGAGGUAACAUGAUGCGACCGCCCCCCAUGGGCCUGCCGCCAGGCAUGAUAGGGGCCCUGCCGCCGGGUGCCGCGAUGCAUCCGGCCUUCGCCGCCGCGCCGAUGGGCUUUCCCGGAACGAUGCUGACACCGAUGAUGCAUCCGCGCUUCAGAUGAUCGCCCCCCAUGGACGGGCCCAACCCUCCGCCGCUGCACUUCGUGCUGUGGGCCCGCCCCUAAUUUUCGCUGGGGUCUGGACCUGACCGAGGAAGAGACACGUAGAGUCACAUACACAAACGAGACAGAAAGAGAAACUGAGAGAGAAAGGGAGGGAGAAAAAGGGAGAGAUGAUAAUGAGAGAGAAGGAGAGAGAGAGAGAGAGAGUUCCCCGUCAAUUCUCUCUCACGAUUUGGUUUUUUCCCUUUUUUUAAAUCAUAUUGUUGAGAGACGGAAAAACAAAACAACACUGAGAGAAAGAGAGAGAGAGAAUGUGAGAGUAAAAGAGAGAAUGAAAGAAAGAGAGAAAGAGAGACACACGCACUCACAUAACGUCAUCGACGUCUGAGAGGGUUUCUUCGAAGAAAUCGGGUGCGCGCUGGAAACGGUCGGCUUUUUCCUUUUCUUCGCUCUUUACGCUACUUUAUGAGGGAGAAAAAGAUACGAACAGUAGGAAAGUGGACACGAAACGUUGAUUAUCCUCGUCGACUGCGAGUGUGUGUGUGUGUGUGUGAAUAUGCGCGCACCCAUGCUACGUUGGUCGUGUGCCAGGUGAGCUUAACAAACUUGAGCAAGUUUCGUCGCCUUUUCUACGGAAUGACGUCAAAGUAGUCUCUGUGUAACAUGGAAUACCGUCGUUUACUCUGCGCGAAAGCGCCAGCGCGAGCCGUCUUUGUCUAUCUAAUCUAUCUAUCUAUCUAUCGACUUAUCUCGCAGUCUUUCAUUUAUGCAUCGGACACCACUUGUACCUCUGGUGCCCAUCGAGAUGGCGUUUCUCAUUCUCGUCACGAUGAUGACGACAACGCGACGCGCGAAGGGAAAGAUUAUCCUCUCAUACGAGGGAGAGUCGAUCUGAGGAUUCGGUGCCAGAGUUGGUUUAAUAAACCCGAUCUAAAAAAUCGCGUCUAAAAUGGGCGUCGCAAAUUACGGAUUUGCCGCUGCAUUCCCGUAGCGAAUCCUCCAAUCGCGAGUUCGAGGUAACUGUGACCGUUGCAAUUUUCAAUGACAAGAAUCUUUGUGCGCGGUCAUGGAGUUCUUGGUAAUUUCGAUCUGACUUUUCUCACGUGCGCGCAGCUUUCCUAAACGCAGUUGUAUAAAUAACGCACGCCGGCAUAUUGUUACGAAAUUUUAACGAUUCGAGAGAUCGAUACAUUUAAUAUAUUAAAAACGACGCCAAAAGAAAGAUAUAUUUAUUCGAAACACGAGAGCCCAUCUUUAUUUUGCGUUAUUGUUACAUAUGACACGUAAUAAUUAAUUAUUAUCGUUCUAAAGUCUUCAAGCUCCUCCGGUCAAGUGUGCGAGGAUUCAAUUCUGUCGUUGAAAAAUCUGACUGGGUCACAUUUAUCCCGUAAUGUCGCAAAACUGACACUGCAGUUCCUCGGGAAGUGAUUACAACGACGAAGCGCCACACGCUUCCUUUCUCUCGAGAGAGGUCUUCCUUUUUCGCGCAUUCAGACCGUUUCCAUCACGCGCCGUUCCCCUCAGCCUCCGUGCACCUGCAGUAUCCUCUUGGAGAGGCGCAAUCGCGGAUAAGGUGGCGCUUCACGCUGCAGCUGGAUGACGAUUCACUUGACUAACAAUAGAGCUCGAGAUGAGAGAGCAUUCUCUCGAGACAGUUCCGUUCCGUGAUGUUCGAAUUUUCUUUUUUUUUCUAGAUUUGCCGAGUAAACUCGAGGUAAGGAUCUCUGGAGGGAUCGAAGACGCGAAAGUACUGUCAGACUCUUUUUCCAAGGUGAACAGGGAAAAUUAGACUUGAACUCGCUUAAGUAACUUGACGAAAACACUCGGAAGAUUUAUUUUAUUUUAGAUUUUCGAAAAUAAAAAAAGACAAACGAGUUAUAGAUAUUUAGGAUAAUCAAUAUUUAAAGGGAAGUAGCCUAACAGACUUGAGACUAUUUAUUACAUAUAUUGAGAACCGGGUUUAUAAGUUCAUAAGUUGAGUCAGCAAAUCUAUGACGUUUUGCCUAAUUGACUCUUUAUUUAAAAAAAAAAUUUCGUACUUUGAUUUGAUUCGAUUCUGACUCGAGCGCGGCGCGUCUUCGAUUUCUUUGCGAUAGUAUAGCGUGUUUUUUUGUUUGCCGGAAUAAUAUAGCUUAAAUUCCCGAUGAUUUUCAUAAAUGACGAAAGAAAGUAAUGAUGACGGAAAAGUCUCGGUAUGAUACACGUUUUAACUCGACCAGCUCUCACCAAAUUGCCGUAUCGUAGAAUCAAGAGCAUAGAUCGUCGCAAAAGAGAGAUCGGGUGUACAGUUUAAAACGCAUUUGCUAGCCGCAGUGUGAAGAUUCGGUCGCCUCAGGUUAGUCUGUCGCAAAUUUUAUUUUGUUAAUGCUCCGAGUCGAGCCGAGACACACCCUCGCGACACGGACGGCAGAAAGCGCCACCGAAUUAAUUUGCCAAACGCAAGAAAGAUGCGAAUUUUGUUUUAUUUAAAAAGUUUAUUAAUUUACAAAGUCAACAAUAACAAAGUUAAAUUGUUAAAAUUUUCAUUUGAAAAGAAAAGAAGACACAAGUACAUGCUUCUCCUGCGGUUUGAGGCGAAUGAAGAUGUAAAUGUGGAAGAAUGGGUGGCAAAUAACGUAUUACUGAUAUAAGAAAAGUCACGAUAGAAAAUCAAAAGUAACAGUUGAUCCGCGAGGGUGAUUGACUCUGCUCAAGAAAGCCCCCUUUAUCCCUUUGUCAAAGGAACAAUGUUGGCGACGCAUGAGUGAGUGGUAAGUACGGAGGGUGCUCACGGAAUCGAACACCAGCUCUCUACACUCGACUCACGCCGUUUUCUUCACUCUUCCUUUACCACGUCUCGCCGUUUCUCACGCCGAUCGUAGAGCGCGGCCGAUUUCGGUCGGAUCUUUUAGCUCGCGUCAUUAUUUCCGCCACUCGAAAAAUCCGCUUCUACUUGGUCCCGUCGAUAGAUAUUCGAGCGCGAACUCGCGAUCUGCUCGGUAGUGUAGCCCUUGUAUCUCAGCCUCGAUAUUGCACCUUGCUCUACGAUCGGACACGCUCGAUUCCUUCUCGUCCUCAAACUUGGCGGACUUUUCCCACUAUGUCUGCAAAACUUGGCACACUCCCCCGAACUUCUUUUGUCUAUUCUCUCGUCCACUUUACAUCUCUUGCCUUCUUGUCUACUAUACGCUCUUGUUAUAAUUUCUACUCAGGGUGUCUAUUGAUAACGCUGACCGAAGCGUCCGUUCCCGUUGCUUCUGUAUCGUUAAAGUCCAUCUAUAAGACGCACUGUUCCUACAAGCUGUAAAAGAUUGUCCUAACUUUUUGCAGUUAGUUGAGAAUAAUUGUAUCGUUUUAAUGUCUUAGCGCAGUUGAAAUAUUUAUCGGUCGAUGUCGAGUUAAUUUUAAUCCCAAGUCUCAUCGUUUGUCUCUUUCCGGAAACUAGAACCGAACUAGAGGAAGAAUAGAUCGUACUGCGAGACCGAGGGGUCACGUCGGCGAGAGCGACUGCGUGUCGAUCGGCCCUACCGAUUAAUCUCCCCGGCUCGUCGUCGGUCCUUUUUAGAGAAAGGAAGAAAGUAAAUCCAAUUAUUAAUUAGCAAAAUUCGACGUACGUGUCGUUCGUCGCGCACCGAAUUUAACUUUUCGGUCAACUUUCGUUCUAGGUUUAAUCGAUCGACCGUCCCUACGGACGAAAAGUCGAUCAGAUCUCGGGCCGAGAUUUAAGCGAACGAUAACGGAAGAUAUCGCCCCGUGUGCAUACGCGAUUGAUUGUUCACGCCGUGAUCGUUCGUAGCGUGGGCGCGGUGACGAAGACCCCCGAUUGCUUCUCUGUGUUGUUGUCUUCAGUAGGCACCCUGCUGCUGGUUUUCGUUCUUUCGACCACCACUCUCGCCCACCGUCGUCGUCCGGUACUACUACCGACGCCUCCUCGACCAAACAAAAAAAAAUACAGAAAAGAAAAUACAGAAAAAAAAAUAGAAACGAAAAUGAAACAGCAUUGAAAGCGCGCCGUACAACACGUGUACGUACCAAUACAUGAUCUACGCAUCGUUAUUAUAAUUCUUUUAUUUUUCAGGGGUUGUCUUUCCGAAUCUCCCCCCGCGAACACUCUGUCGCUUUACUCUCUUGCUCUCGUAACGGUGCCGCGACCGUUCCGAGGGCCAGAGAUUGUUGUUGACUUGCUCAGAGUAAAAUUGUUAAGAUUCAUAUACCAUUGACAAACAUAAUUUUUUUUGGUCGAGUGCCAGUUUGGACAAAAAUUUGGACUUGAGAGACGAGGGUUUCUAUAAAAAAAAAAAAAGUAUUGAAAGUGGGAAACGAAAGUGAACGAUUCAUUCAUGGAGACUAGCACUUGCGUAAUAUCGCACCCGCUCUAUUACGUAAAGCUGUCUUCGAGUGGCACGAUCGAUCCAUCAAAAAUCGAACCGGCUUUUGGUCGCGCGAUUUUCUUUUGCGAAUAGGAAAAUAAAGUUAGAAAGUAACUUAUUAUUUUAAUUAUAUACAUGUAUGUAUUAUAUAAAUAAUUUUUAUAAUUGAUGUAAAAAAGAUUUGUUUGAAUUUAUGAAUUUUGAUAACUUCAUAAUUUUUUUAAAAGUCUAAUUGGGCGUAAGAUAAAGUCGAAAAUUGUGCGAACCAAAUCCGGCGGGGUCCUCGGUUUUUCUUUCUAUCUUUCUUUGUUUUUCAUUUUAUUUUCGCGAAGAGAGAAGCGCGUUUUACGCAAAGCUUCGCGCUCCGGCGAUUCGGCAGGACAAUCUGACAGCAGAAUUUUGGAGAUGUAGAAGUUAUAUUAUUUAUUGAGUGUCAUAUUAUCGACAUGCUCCGAAUAAAAUAAAGAAAACAUUUCAAGGAAAGUUCGAAAGUUUUGGGCAUAGUCUGCUGUUCUGGGAUAUGUCGCUAUAGCGAUCUCACAAUCGGUUCCUCAACUUCGCCGAUCUCGCUUGUGUGACAAAGUUGACGGAAUCUCACGCGCAUCACAUUCUUAUAAUUUUUGCAGUAUCUGAACAUAUCGUAUGCUUUUGUGUCUUGUUGUUCGAGCCAGAAAUUGAGAAACGGUGUGAUUUUUACCUGUUCAUGACGUUAUCGCUGGAUCCGUAUCCCAAAAUUGCGGGCGACAGCCACAUAUUGUUUCAACCAAUCACAGCAAUCUCAUCGCUGUUGGACCUAAUCGGUCCCUUGCCUCAAGGCAGGCGAUUGUUUGGACCUACCGUCCUAGAGUCGAGACAACCGAGUUGCAACCUCCCGAUUUUCUCCGGUCGGAAUCGUAUACCGACGGGAAGAAAAGCGAACGAGCUCUCCCCUGAGAUUUUCAAUUUCCAGUUUUGGAAUUCAAUCAGGAGACUGGAAGAAAAUCGAGGAAGCGAAAGUCGUGUUUGAAAAAAAGAAUUCUAGGCACACUUGUAUUUCUUAUUGAUUUUUAUAUUACUUUCAAAUUAAUGUUGCCGCAUUUCGACUUGACACAGCUCGAAAAUGUUAAUCUUUUUGCAGCGUCGGUACACUUCCGUCUUAUUUUACCGUCUUAGUAUAUUAGCCAAUGUUUUUCUUCAUAUAUUUUUUACGCGACAACAUCGAAAUGCAUUUUGGCUUACACGUUUUCUUCCAGACAACGGCUCGAUUCGGCUUUUCGAAUUGCAUCAGGAAAAGAAAAAAAAAGAGAAAUCUGGGGGAGUGACGGUUCUCGGCUUGGCGGACGCGUGGCUGGACCGAGAAACAAUAUUAAUAAUCGGUUAAUGAAUCGCGGGUAAUUCGUAUUAACCGAUCGAUCGUUCGGAACGUCGAAACGAGAGAAGAUUGUGUUCAGAUGUGUAGAGCGAUGCAACUAGCACGUAUCUUUUGUCGAUGAAUUUUAAUCCUUUCAAGACGCUUUCUGAUCGCUUGGCUUUUGUAGAGAGACACGCAUCACUAAAUAUCACUACCAUUACGAUUGGCAAUUGUCUAGGCAAUCGUUUACUAUCUAAGGAUUUUUCAUUCCUGCCCAGCGGAGUCCGGGUCUUCUUUUCGGAUCCAAGUAUCUGGAACUAAUCUUUAAAUUCCAAAGGGAGGGAAUAGUUAUUUUGUUAAUGAAAUGAGUAUUAACUUUGUAAAAGUCUUGUUUAUCAUCUUUUUCACUCGAAAGUCUAUGUUUUGUUAUUUAUUUUCUAGAAAGAAGAAAUAUUUUGUAAAAUAUGAUUGAAAAUCUAACGAAGUUUGGGAUGAAGGUACUGAACAAUUCGUUAAUCGAUAGUUAAAAAAAAACCUUAGUCCAAGCAAUACUUUGGCAAUUAUUAGCUAUAGUAUUUCCGUUACUUUAUUUUUAUCUCGUUGUUUAAAAACAUUACUAAUUUUCAAAUUAAUUUCAAAACUUUUCCGCGCACAUUUCUUUUAUUAUUUCAUUUAUCGCAUCGCCCCCAAAGUGUCGAAAGGAUUAAUGAUGCAUAAUCGCGACCCCGGCUGCGUCUUCGAAUAAUCGUCAAUAUUUCAAAAUUGCUUGCGCUCGGAGUUUCUCAUUCUCUUGUGGUUUUUUUUUCUUUUUUCUUUCUGAAUCGACGGCAAAAUUUGCGAGAGUGAAUUUCCGCCGAACAAGAAUUUCGCAGCUCUCGUCUUCGACAGUUCGAUCGUAUCGUAGAAUGCUUAGCUGGUUCUCUCUCUCUAUAUAUAUAUAUAUAUAUAUUAUAUGUGUAUACCGAUAUCGUCCUGUAUCCUUUGCGCUCGCGCGCAAGGACCUCGCCUCCCCCGUUCCCUUUUUAAUAUCCCUAUGUCCCCCCUUACGCUAAUAAUGUCUUUACACUUGGUGACAGCGGAUGCACGAUAUUCGCUCUCGUGGGGAUCGCUUUUGCUCGACGAACCGGUAACACGGUCGCUCUUUGUCAUCCUAAUACUAUUGUCCUGCGGCUCGGUCCAUUCGGAAAUAAAACACGUCUUUUCGGGAUCAUUCUGACGUCUCUCUCCCUCGUUUAAGGGUGUCGCGAUGAUCUGCGGGAUUAAAAUAAAUGAAAAUCGUCCGGUAUCAAUUUUAUUUUUUUCAUUUGAAUGAAUUUCUCUUCUUGUUAUAACGUUGGUAAUCACGUCACUGUAGAAUAACGAAGAGAGAUCUAGAUAAAAUCGAUAUUCCACUUUUUUUAAGCUUCGAUUACUCCCGAAUGAGUUUUUACUGUCGCGACUUUAUCUCGAUAGUCUUUUUAGGAAAUGUACUGCCAGCAAAUCUGUUGUUAAUGUUUAAGCUGUUUUGCGAGUCUCAAUAAGACUCGUGCGAAUUGCGUGCAGGUAAUUUUCCGUUGCAAGAGCUUAACGACACGUCGUCGAGGUGUUUUAUCGCGUGUUCACUUAGGCAUUUAACGGCGCGAUAUUUUAAAGCCACUUAGCCAGCUUCGCUUAAUAAACACAGCGAUGUAUUAGAGAGCCGAUUUGCGCGCAAUUUCAACGGCCACUUUAACUUGGACGUGCUGAAAAAAAGAGGCGCCUCGCGAGAAAGCGAGGCCGACUUUUCGCGAACGCGACGAUCGUUAGCGGGAGGAGGGCGAUUUUGCGGAUCAAGGAAAGACGAAAGUCUCGUCCCUGCUCGUCGCUUUUAUUUCCGAAGCGAGGACCGACCGCGGACGCCUCUAGACGUAGCUUUCUAUCCUUCUACAACCUUGUUGUUUUCAGCCGACUGCGUUACGAGCAGAACGGACAAUAAUGAUCGAGGAAAGAAAGAGAGAGGGAUAUGAGAAAAAAAAAGUAGCGAAGUGACACGAGUGUGUGUAUCCAUUCAGACUGAUCAAUAAAAUCAUUUCAACAAGAA